Equus quagga is the source of this 519-nucleotide messenger RNA. RefSeq names its product DNL-type zinc finger (gene DNLZ). The transcript has 3 exons. Bases 1 to 426 code for a protein of 141 amino acids. Gene Ontology annotation, cellular component: mitochondrion. Gene Ontology annotation, biological process: protein stabilization; protein folding; protein import into mitochondrial matrix. Lineage: Eukaryota; Metazoa; Chordata; Mammalia; Perissodactyla; Equidae. The record is from RefSeq and is a predicted model, not a curated record. Gene Ontology annotation, molecular function: zinc ion binding; protein-folding chaperone binding.
AUGGAGCUGUUUCCUGGCGGGCAGGGCUAUCUCCAGGAGUCCUCAGAGUGGGCGGGGCUUUCCAGGGGGCGGGGCCAGGCCAGGUGCUCCGCCUCACCUGCGGGGCUUCUCUGCCAGGUCUGUGGGACUCGGUCCUCCAAGCGCAUCUCCAAGUUAGCCUAUCACCAGGGUGUGGUCAUUGUGACCUGCCCUGGCUGCCAGAACCACCACAUCAUCGCCGACAACCUGGGCUGGUUCUCCGAUCUGGAUGGGAAGAGGAAUAUUGAAGAAAUCCUGGCUGCCAGAGGGGAGAAGGUUUGCCGAGUGGCCAGUGAGGGGGCCCUGGAGCUGGUGUUAGAGGCUGCAGGGGCCCCCAAAUCCACUGCUGCUCCAGAAGGGGAUGAGGACCAGGAUGCCACCCACUCUGGCAAGACAGAGCCCAGCUGACCCCACCUUCUGCCUUUGAGAAGGAUGCUUCAGCCGUGGGCCUCUCUGUACUUGGACUGUUUUCUAUCAAUAAACAGACAUUGCUUGCAGGUG